Molecule: messenger RNA, 3421 nt
Organism: Brassica rapa (field mustard)
Lineage: Eukaryota; Viridiplantae; Streptophyta; Magnoliopsida; Brassicales; Brassicaceae
Product: E3 ubiquitin ligase PARAQUAT TOLERANCE 3
Biological process (GO): protein ubiquitination; mRNA processing; ubiquitin-dependent protein catabolic process
Cellular component (GO): nucleus
Molecular function (GO): ubiquitin protein ligase activity; nucleic acid binding; zinc ion binding
Source: RefSeq, a predicted model, not a curated record
CAAAAAGCAGCAAUACGAUAAGAUAAUUAGGGGAAGGUCUCUUUUGGAUACGAUAGAUCCCCCAUUGCACAAACCCUAGUGCUCUCAAGAUUUCCAUCGGUUACAUACGAUCUUCGAUUUCUGAACCCUCGAGAUCCGUCUUCUCAAAAUCUCAUCUGAGGAUCUUUCGGUGCUUGGAGCUUCAAGAUUUGCUUAUUUGAAGCCACUCUUUCGAUUGAUCGGUUGUCUCUGCAGUUUCGUGAAGAUUUUAAUUGGAGACAUCUUUAGCUGAGCUUUGCCCCUGCCAUCUACGCUGUUCGAUCUAACACGGACGUUCUCCCCAAUCUGGAUCCGGAGCUUGUCGGAAAAUUCUCCCUUGAUCUGUUGCUUGCUGCUGUCUUGACGCGCGUGAGAGGAAAGUCGAAUCGGACAAGUACAGAAACCAUAUGAGUUUUUUCUUGUAGUUACUUUUUUUUUUUGUUGGCCUCCUCCUAUAUAAUUUUUUUUAUUUGCGGGAAGGGCCUAGAUUCUUAAGAGUCUUUGUGAGUUUGUUUCUUUCAUAAUGGUUUAAUUAAGUUAGUAAUAAUAAUAUCAUAUAUAUGUAUUUUUUUAUUCCAUUAUUCAGAUAAAUCGAAUGGCAAUUUAUUACAAGUUUAAGAGUGCCAAGGCUUAUGAUACCAUCUCCAUGGAUGGUCCUUUUAUAUCAGUUGGUUUUCUCAAAGAGAAAAUUUACGAAACUAAGCAUUUGGGCAGUGGUAAAGACCUUGACAUUGUCAUCUCUAAUGCCCAAACUAACGAAGAAUAUCUGGAUGAAGCAAUGUUAAUCCCAAAGAAUACAUCUGUCCUAAUUCGCCGGGUCCCUGGACGCCCUCGCAUCAGAGUUAUCAACCAACAAGAGCCGAGAGUGGAGGAGAAAGUGGAAAAUGUUCAGACUGAAGUGAACAAUCAUAUUGCUACCGUUGCAUCUGCUGUUGAAGAUGAGUUUGACGAGUUUGGGAAUGAUUUUUAUUCAGUUCCUGCUGCCACAGCUGUUAAUUAUAGUAACCCAUGUCCUGAUCCUCCACCAGCCGAUGAGAAAGUAGAUGAAGAAACGAAACUCAAGGCGUUGAUAGACACUCCAGCAUUAGACUGGCAGCAACAAGGUGCAGAUGGUUAUGGCCCGGGCAGAGGUUACGGGAGGGGUAUGUCUGGAAGGACGGGUGGACGCGGUUUUGGUAAUGGAAUGGAAAGGAAAACGCCGCCACCAGGAUAUAUAUGCCAUCGUUGCAAUGUUCCUGGACAUUUUAUUCAGCACUGCCCUACAAAUGGCGAUUCUACAUAUGAUGUUAAGAGAGUUAAACCACCUACUGGUAUUCCCAAGUCUAUGCUAGUGGCGACCCCAGACGGCUCUUAUUCCUUGCCAAGUGGCGCUGUUGCAGUUUUGAAACCAAAUGAGGAUGCGUUUGAGAAGGAAAUGGAGGGGUUGCGGUCAGUAACACGUUCUGUCGGGGAGCUUCCUCCUGAACUAAAAUGCCCCUUGUGCAAAGAAGUGAUGAGAGAUGCUGCCCUGACGAGUAAAUGCUGCUACCAGAGCUUCUGUGACAAGUGUAUCAGGGAUCACAUAAUUGCAAAGUCAAUGUGUGUUUGUGGAGCCACCAAUGUACUAGCUGAUGAUCUUCUACCAAACAAGACCCUCAGGGAUGCUAUAAACCGUAUCAUGGAGUCUGGUAACAGUAGUGCUGAGAACGCUGGCAGCAUGUGCCAAGUCCAAGAUAUGGAGUCUGCACGUUGCCCACCUCCAAAGGUUCCGUCUCCUACUACUUCUGCUGCAUCUAAAGGGGAAAAGAGACCAGCUCCUAGUAACAACAUUGAGACUUCAACUCCAAAGCCUUCAGUAGAAGUAGCGGAGAUCACAAGUGCUCCUAAGGUGUCUGAAGAAAUAGUUAAAGUGGAUAAACCAGUUGAUGCAUCCGAAAGCUUGAAUGGCAAGGAAGCAGUAGUUUCACAGGUGAAUACGCAAGCUCCCAAGGAAGAAACACAGCAGCAGGCUGUUCCCGGGGAUCAAGGAAAAAAGAAGAAAAAGAAACCUCGGAUGCCUGGACCUGACAUGCAAUGGAACCCCAUGCAGCAUCAAGCAGGCCCCGACUAUAUGAUGCCGCCACCGAUGGGUCCAGGUCCAAGUAAUCAUUUCUUCAACGGUGUGCAACCGGGCUUCAACGGCUUUCAACCAGGGUUCAAUGGCUUUCAUCCUGGUUUCAAUGGAUUUACAGGGCCUUAUCCGGGCGGGAUGCCACCUUUUGUUGGUUAUGGACUAGGCCCCAUGGACAUGUAUGGCGGUAUGUUGCAUCAAGAUCCUUUUGCUGCAGCACAGGGCUUUGGGUUCCCUAACAUACCACCACCUCACAGGGACCUUGCGGAGAUGGGGAACCGUAUGAAUGUCCAACGUCCUAUGAUGCCGGGGAGAGAGGAAUUCGAAGCUAGGAAAGCUGAGAUGAAACGAAAGCGUGAAAACGAGAGACGGGCAGAAGGAGGGAAUGUCUUGAGGGAAGGUGAGAAGAGCAGAAUGAUGAAUAACAACUCGGCAGACUCUUCCUCACCCAUGAAGCCAAAAUCUGGACAUGGACCUCCGCCUCCGACCCCUAAUUACGACCGUCGUCGGCGAUCGGAGGGAUUAUCAUCAGAGCGUCAGUCAUCUCGGCCAAGGGUCAACUCGCCCUCCCGAGUACCUAGCAAGAAAUCUGAGCAUGAUCAUCACCGCAGCCGCCGGGAUGAUGAUCGAAGUCGCGAACGCCACCGGGACGAUGACCAAAGCCGGGAACGCCACCGGGAUGAUGAUAAAAGCCGAGAGCGUCACAGGGAAUCUGAUCGUAAGCACCGUAAGAGAUCGGACAUGCCAUCAUCGGAGCCAACUUCAGAGUUCGUUGAUAACCACAAGUCCGGCGUAUUCUCUAGGAUAAGCUUUCCAGAGGGGGCAUCUUCAGGCAAACAACGUAAAACGUCGAAGUCUUCUCCCGCGCCGCCAGAGACCUCGACGGCUGCCGCCGUUUCAUCGACUCGUCGUCAUAGUGGGAGGGAAAGAGAGUCGGCAGAAUACGAAUCCAGUGAUGAUGAAGACAGGCAUUUCAAGAGGAAGCCGUCAAGGUACUACGAGCGGUCUCCAUCGGUGGCAGAUUCCGAUGUAGGUGACGAGCAUUUCCGUCGUUCGAAGCGAUCAAAAGGAGAAAGGUGGCGCGCUUGAUUCAUUCAGAAUUGAAACUCCUUUCAUAGAGAGUCAUGUGCAUGGUACAAUGAAAGAGGAUGCCUUGUGACACUGAGGUCGCAGAUAUGUUUAAUCUGCUAUGUUGUGAGAAUUAAAGAAAUAAGUCAUUGUAAUCGACUUUUUUUUUCUUCUGUAAAUAUAAAUGGAUUUUUGUUUCUCACUCAAUGAUGAUGCUCUUCAUUAUGACUUUUUAUCUUCUAAAAA